AUGGAUAAUGUCAUUAGUGGUAGUAAAGAACAAAAGGCAUAUCAUAUUCGUCGCAUUACAGAUAUAGUUAAAGAAUCACUCGAAAUACUUCCACCAAUCGAUGGUUAUGAAAAUAUGUCACUGGUUCCACUUGAAGUUGCUGUUAAACCACUGAUACCUUUUUUACCUGAUAUUGAAAAUUAUGUCUGUAUUGUUAAACAACGAUGUCAAAGACCACCCGUUGAUCGAUUAUCAAAUGAUGAAUCAGCUUCAAUUAUGCUUUAUACAAUGGGAUGGAAACCACUUGAUCAAUGUCUUCAUGUUGUUUUAAACAAAACCCUUCGAUCAAAAGAACGAAAUCAACUUGAACCAUGGUUUCUUUAUCUUAAAUUAUUUCUUACUGCUCUAUCACGUCUUCCAUCAAUGCAUCAAAAGAUUUAUCGUGAAGUCAAAUUCGAUUUAAGUGAACGAUAUAAACCAGACGAAAGAAUUAUCUGGUGGGGAUUUAAUUCUUGUAGUACAUCAACCGACAAUUUACAAUCUGAAAAACAAAAUAUACGAACAUUAUUCAUUAUUGAAUGUAUCUCUGGAAAAAAUAUUCGCCAACAUUCUUAUUUUGAAUUAGACGAUGAAAUUCUUCUUUUUCCUAUGACACAAUUCAAAGUUCAAGCUUGUUCUACUCACAACAAUGGAGUUUAUUCAAUUGAAUUACAAGAAAUACAACCACUCUCUCCUCUUAUAUAUCCAAUAGUAUAUUCUCAUACAUCAGACAAAUCAUUUUCUAACAUACAAAGUUAUGUUGGUAAUUAUAAUUUUAAUGGCAUAUUAUCAUUUAACGAAUUAACAUAUAAUACGUAUGAUAAAUUGGAAAUCAUUGAUAAACAUCCUUCUAACCCUUGGUGGAAAGCAAAAAAUCUUCGAACCAAACAAACUGGUUAUGUUCCAGUCAAACAUAUCUCACCAAUAAUCGAUUUAACAACAUGCGAAUGGUAUUUUACUGAAACAAAUCGUAAUGAUGCUGAACGAUUUCUUAAACAAGCGCAUAAUGGAAAAGAAACUUUUUUAAUUCGACCUUCAGGGAUAAAUCAAGGUGAAGAAUCCUUAUCUGUUCUUCAUUUUGAUGAAGAUGAACAAUAUUUUGAUGUGAAACAUUAUCGUAUUUCUCGAACAGAUCAAGGUUUAUAUUAUAUUGAUAAUGAAGUCAUUUUUCCAUCAUUACAAGAUCUUGUUAAUCAUUAUCACAUACAACCUGAUGGUCUUUGUUGUCUACUCACAUAUCCGUGUCAAAAAAUAGAAGCAACUGUUCACGAUGGUUUAGCAGAAUUAGAUCGUUCUCAACUUUUGAGCACUGAAUUACUCAGUCAAGGAUCUCAUACUAAAGUUUAUAAAGGUACAUAUGGACAACGUAAUGUUGCUAUUAAAUAUAUAAAAAUGAAUGAUGAUAAAAAUCGAUUUCUUCGUGAAGCAAAAAUGAUGAAAGAAUUUGAACAUAAAAAUAUUGUAUGUUUGUAUGGUGUAUGUACAUUAGAAGAACCAAUAUUGAUUGUAAUGGAGUUUAUGAAAUAUGAAUGUCUAUUAAAUUAUUUACGUUAUGGACCAGGACAAAGUAUGGACCCGAUGACUCAACUGGAUUUUAUUGUACAAAUUAUAGAUGGUAUGAUUUAUCUUGAAGAAAAAGGAUAUGUUCAUUGUGAUUUAACUGCUCGAAAUAUUUAUGUUGGAGAUUGUGAUAUUAUUAAAAUAGGUGGUUUUGGUUUAGCAAAACACUUUCAAGAUGGCCGUGCGAUAAUCGAUGAAGAGUCUCAACUAUCAAUUAGAUGGCCUGCACCAGAAGUAGCAAUUGAAAAAGAAUAUACAAUUAAGUCAGAUGUAUGGAGUUUUGGUUUUCUUCUUCAUGAAGUUAUUGCACAUGAUUCAAUUUCAUAUCUUCAUUAUUCAGCGAAUGAAAUAAUACAAAAAGGCUUUGAUGGUUAUUAUCACUUGUUGGAAACGAAUAAUGUUUAUAACCAGUAUUAUGAAAUAAUGUGUUCUUGUUGGCAAGACAAUUCUGAUGAUCGUCCAACAUUUGAAAUACUUUCUAUGCGUUUUAAUAAAUUUGUCAAACAAUCUGGCUCAAUCAAUCAAAAUGAGAUUUAUACUGAACUUGAAUCACAUAGAAAUGUUAUAUAA
Molecule: messenger RNA, 2148 nt
Organism: Adineta steineri
Lineage: Eukaryota; Metazoa; Rotifera; Eurotatoria; Adinetida; Adinetidae
Source: the annotation of a GenBank genome assembly